This is a messenger RNA of Athene cunicularia (burrowing owl), 3982 nucleotides long. It is a transcript of the gene MTIF3, whose product is annotated as mitochondrial translational initiation factor 3. Gene Ontology annotation, molecular function: translation initiation factor activity; ribosome binding. Gene Ontology annotation, biological process: mitochondrial translational initiation; ribosome disassembly. Gene Ontology annotation, cellular component: mitochondrion. The record is from RefSeq and is a predicted model, not a curated record. Lineage: Eukaryota; Metazoa; Chordata; Aves; Strigiformes; Strigidae.
UCCGGCAAGACGCAGAGCACUCCCCGUCACAACUGCAGGGCGCUGCGGCACCGAGGCCCUCUCAUGUGUGGCAAAACUCGCCCUGCGAGUGCUGGUGUUACUGUAAAUUCGGUCUCAAAAGAACGCUCUGACUUAGUUUGACGCUUUAGCAGGCGGGCACUUUUACUGCAGCGCUGGAUGCACGGGGGAUCAUUCCACCUGACGUGCAUGCUGAAAGACAAGGGCACUCAUUAUAUACAAUAAAAGACAUUGAUAUUCAUGUAAUUUUCGAGAAGUACACGCCUAUUUCCGGAGAAUCCAAUGCAUACGUCAAUACAUUGCGCAAGUGUACUAAAAUCUGGGGAAGGGUCUCUGAGGGGCUUCCACAGGUGCCUGCUGGUUCAUCUGCCCUGUCUGGGAUGUGCCCAUCGCACCUGCAAAAAUUAUGUCCUUGGGUGCAUUCCUGUCUGAGGCCCCUUAGAGCAGUCGGCACCAACUGCUUGCAGGCAUCACAGGGACAGGCAUGCUUUGCUUCCUGGCCUGCCCGCUCCUUCACUCUCGGCGCAGUCAACUGCCCUUGCUAACGUGUGGCCUGGGUAAGUGAUGGAAAUGCACAGAGCAAAAUAUGCUUCCAUGCCAUACUAUGUGAAGAAAAAAACCUUCCAUAAAAAAGGAUCAUUUUCUUUCUCAGUUAAGGCAGGAUUUAUUAGAUGUAAAUAGCAACAGAGAAUGAAGGAGAAUAAGGCAAAGCCAUGUAUUAUUUAGCAGAACAAGGCUAACAUUUCUUUAAAAUAAAUAUUAUUCCAUUGCUGUACUACUGUUACUUAGUUUUAGAAGUCAGUAACCGACACUGGCAAGCCAGGCUUUUCUGAACGCAAGAUAAAUUUAAUGAUAGUAUUUUAUAAUGCACUGAAGUGACACACAGAUUAUGGUCUGUAAGUCUGCAGUGCAAAAUCUGCAGAUAGUUUAUGAAACCACUUUAAAAAUAAGGACUUUGCAGCCUUUGUGUGGCUACACUAGUGAUGCACAAAGAUACCUGUGUGUUGGCAGUGGGUGUUUAGUUGUAGGACUGUCACCGUGACCAAGAAAAAGCUGCAUUUCCCAGGGCCGGUUCUGGUCAGGACUCAGCAGAGGCAGAGCCAAGGGCAGGAAGGGACAGUAGCUCUACCAGUGCUGCUUUUAGACUCUGCUGUGUCUUUCUCGUAUUGUAUUCUUGUAUUUCUUUUCUGUGCCCUGCAGCUAGCUGAGUUCAGGGUCCUGCUGUAGCACACUGCCUAGUCAGACUGCCCUGUUCAGGAACUGAUCGGUACCAUCUUCAAGCAGUUUAUAUCGGGUCUGUCUGUACGGUGAAAAUGUGAAGUCUGACCCAGGCUCUGAACUGUCCCCAUUUUCAGAUUUAGUUUAUUCACAGGCAAGUCAUUUUACUUGUUCCUAAUCCAACACCGCUUAGAAUUUUAAAUAGUUCUUUAUCCUUGCUGAUUGUUGGCACCUUCUCCAUGUAUGUAUAUGAAUGCAAAUGGAUACAUGCUUACACAAUGUCAUACAUAAAUAUAUGUAUGCAUAUAUUUAUAAAGUGGAGUCACAUUCCUUCCUAGACAAAAGAAGUCAUGCUGUUGCCAGCUCUUCAGGCAUGACUCAUUUUUGGUUUCCUUUAUCAUCCUUGGCUUUCCCUGUACUUUUAAACACAGAAUACCAAAACUGCAGAUAAUACUCCACAGUUUGCUCUUUAUUUCUGAAGUUUUUGCAGCUGUUAAAAACCGGCUGAUUUCUGAAGUUUUGAACAAAAUACAAAUAAUGGUCAGGUGCACCAAAACUGCCAGGGGGAUUCCAUGAACCAAGGAAGAAAAGGGGAAAAAAUUAUAAUGGAAGAUACGUCUCACAGAUCAGUUUCACUAGUCUUCAGAUUUCAAGCACUGGUGUAUUUUGAGGCCUGUUUUGAAAGUUAAUAGCUUCACAAGUACUGUGCCGGGAUAGAUGCCUGUAACUAUUUAAUUUGCAAGUACAAAUCUUGGGCAUACAACUCAUUUGCUUAUUUUCCAGUCUAUAUAUUGCAGGCAAGUUUUAUCUGUGUUUCUCUCUUUUUUUCCCUGCAAGUUUUUUCAUCAUUCAAGAAGAAAAAUAUAAUUAUCAGUGUUUUUAUUAGAUGGUUCUAGUGAAAUGGUACUUAGCUGCAUGCUUUCUGUAUGUAAGAAAUCUAAAUAGUUUUGAUAACAGGAAAAAAUCAGCUCACAAUAAACAAAAAUGUGACACCCUAAAUUUAAUGUUUGUGAAAAACUGGGAAUGUCGACCAAUACUUUAAAUGUCUGAUAAAAUAGGUUUAAAAUUAAGGCACUGUUUUUACUUGGAAGCAUGGCUGAAUCAGUAGAACUUGAGCUUAAAAGACAGUGAAGACACUUUUAAGGCUAGUGAAAUAAUAUUAGUGCUUAAUCAAUAUAAGAUCAAGUAACUAGCUGGAUUACUUCCACAAAAUGACAUUUGGAAGACGAGAAAACAUACAGAAUUUGGGGUCAGUGCUAUGAGAAACAAGUUGUAUGCUAGCUAUGGAAGAGUUAUCAAGCCUGGGAUAAGCCACAAGUUUCAAGUAUGGUAAUGGUUACUUCAUUAUGUUUUAAUGCCAAGGUGAAGAUUUCGCAUGGCAUCUUACUUUCUUCAUUAUGUGAUUAGGGUGGUUCUGAAUUAAUGUGGAUUAAAUGAAACACUUUUCAAAGAAAAGUAUCAGAACCAGGAAAAAAGUCAUCGUGUUAGAUACUUUAUGAAAAAAAAAAUGGACUGAAAAUAUUAAGUGUGACAUGCCAUUUUAUUUGACAGUAAAUUCUUCCUCUUAACAAAUGGCUAACAUCUCUAUACACAAAAAAGCUGUGUAAAAGUAGGUACUCUUGUGAGGAGAAAUGAAUUAGAAUUGCUGGGUUCUGUAAAGAAGUUCAAGCUCAAAUUUUAAAAUUCUGAAGAGAACAUCAAGCCUCCAUAAAUUUUGUUCCUGUCAGAUUUUCUCUCUGGGUUAAAGCUGUCUGAUACUAUAAAUUACUGUUGAUUGCUCAUUGUGUAUAGUAACACUAUGCAUCUUUUUGAAAGAGUAGUUUUAAGGACUAGGGUUUACUGAAGUGGAGUUAAGUCUUUCCAAUAUAAGUAGACAAAUCUGACUCAUGGGGGUAACUUGUUUUUUCUUCUUCCCUGCAUCCUCAGGAUGACAGUCUUUUGUGUGAUGAAACUUUUAUGUCAAGCAACCAGAAAUGAAAAUAGAUACGCAAAAAGAUUCUUCAGUACUCUUCUGACAGAAACAGCACAGAAAAGGACCUUUGCUCCAUUCUGGAGGGUAGUACCUGACCCUGGAAAGUCAGCUGUGUUGGGACUUACUCAGCUAUUUUGUACAGAUGAAACAUCUCACAAGGAACCUAAAAGGAAAGCAGUAUUUGGAAGUGUUGGGCGAAGAAUUCCCUAUCGGAUUUUGCACGUAAUCAACCAGGAUGGAGAGAGCUUAGGAAACAUGCAUCGAGCAGAGGCACUCAAACUUAUGGAUCAACAUAACCUGAAACUAGUUCUCCUGCGUGAGAAUGCAGAACCUCCUGUAUACAGACUAAUGACUGGGCAGCAGAUUCAUGAAGAACAGCUUAAACGGGCAGAGAAGAAAAAAGCAAAUCCAAAACCAGGAACGGUUCAGAAGGAGUUAUCCUUUUCUUCAGCUAUUGCCAAGAAUGACUUAGAGACCAAGACUAAACAAAUAACACAAUGGAUUGAAAAGAAAUACCAUGUUAAAGUUACCAUCCGACAAGCAAAAGAUAGCAAUACGGACAUGUUCACACUUUUUGAUCAGAUUUUGGAGAUUGUGUCUGAGAAAGCCACUUAUGUUUCCAAGCCAAAAAUUACUAGAGAAGGAGUGAGUACCUGUAUUUUGAGACACAUGUCUGACAAAGAGUUGAAAGCAUACCAGAAUAUGGAAAAACAGAAAAACAGUGCAGUAGAAGAUGAAAAUGAAGAUCUGAAGUCAAAUGAGUUGCAUCCAUGA